AUGGGUUAUCUAAAUUUAAUACUAAUUAUAACAUGGAUAAGUUUUUGCUAUACUGUGGAAAAUACUGAGAACAGAAAUGAUUAUGCAGAACUUAAUGCAGCUGUGUUAGCCUCCUGUGACUUUAAUAAUGAUGCAGAGCCAUUUUGUAACUUCCGGCAAGACACUGCAGAUGACGGUGAUUGGAUCCGCCAUACAGGAGCCACCCCAACACCUGGCACCGGACCCCCUGGAGGUUAUCCUGAUGGCAGUGGAUUUUACAUAUACCAAGAAGCUGAUAAUGUUGGCAAUGGGAGGAAAACUCGCUUACUCAGUCCUGUGUUCAACACACCAGCUGAAAUUUGUGUACAAUUUCAGUACUACAUGUAUGGCUCUGAAAGAAACAACCAAUUAAACUUGUUGGCCAAGCGACCUGGGACGCAGGAAAUACUAUGGCAGAAAAUUGGGGUCCAGAGUCCAUCAUGGCUUGGAGCAGCUGUUACUGUGUCCAUACCAGUUGGACAGUCGGUUGAAAUUGUAUUUGAAGCAGUACGUGGCUACUCAUCAUCAUGUGAUACAGCCUUGGAUAACAUAAACAUCACUGAGGGAGCUUGUCCAGGCUGUAUAGCUGGUUGUGAUUUUGAUGAAAUGGAUAACCUGUGUGGAUGGGAAAAUGAGGUCUCAGAUCUAGAAAUCUUUGGCUGGGAGUUCUGGGCUGGAAACACUGAGACUCCUGGUACAGGUCCUGAUGACGACUUCUCCAAACCAGGCUUGGGAUUGUACCUGUUGAUGGAUUCAUACUCUAGUAUCCCAGGAGCCUCAGCUCAGCUAUGGAGUCCACCUUUAUCAUCUUCUACUGGCUGCUUGCAGCUAGACUUCCAUUAUUACAUGUACGGCACUUCAUCAGACAUGCAGCUUCAUGUCAAUGUUGUCACCAGUGAAAAUGGAAAACUGGCAUCUCCUAUUUUCACUGUCAUUGGAAACCAAGGACAGGUUUGGAAACCAGCACAGGUUCCCUAUAUUGGUACAGGAACUGUUCAGUUCGUAAUUGUUGGAGUAUAUGGAAGUACAGAUAAGACAGAUAUUGCUAUCGACAGUGUGUGCAUCACAACUUGUGAUGCUGUAACACCAACAACCAUGAAGCCUACAACACAGCCAUCAACACCUAAACCUACUACACCAAGGCCAACUUCUCCUACAACACCAGUGAAAUGCCCUCCUGAUUCUGAGUACAUAGAGUGUGGACCAGCUUGCAUUCCCAGCUGUAAAGAACCCUCCACCAACUGCACUGGUCCAUGUAUCAGUGGCUGCUUCUGCAAACCAGGUUUUGUGUUCAAGGACAAACGCUGUAUUCCUAUUGAAAAGUGUGGCUGUCUGGAUGAUGACAACAACUAUUAUGAGCCUGGAGAGAUUGUGUUUGGAAAUGGCUGCUCCAAACUGUGUCGCUGUGCUGGAAAUUACACCUUAAAUUGUGUGGACAACACCUGUGACCCCACAGAAGAAUGCAGAGAAGUGGGAGGAAUCCAUGGCUGCUAUCCUAAAGACUCCUCAAACUGUAUUAUCUCGGGUGACCCCCACUACACCACCUUCGACAAACGCAACUAUGACUUUAUGGGCAACUGCACAUACUUGGUUUCUGAGCCGUGCAACAGUACAGACGUUCCCUACUUUGCUGUCUAUACUGAAAAUGAGCAUCGCUAUAACAUUCCCACGGUCAGUUAUGUAGCUGCUGUCCACGUCCAUGUUCUAGGAGUAAAGGUGUCCAUCCUGAAAGGGGGAGUUGUGCAACUGAAUGGAACCAAUGUGAAUCUUCCUCUGAGCCCUGUUGCUGGAGUGGACGUCUUCAAACAUGGGACACUCUACACUGUGGCCAUGAAGUUUGGUGUGACUGUACGAUAUGAUGGAAACCACUACAUGGAUAUCAAAGUCAUCAAAGACUAUCAGAACAAGCUUUGUGGUCUGUGUGGUGACUACAAUGGCAACAGUCUGGAUGAUUUCCGCACCCCCACUGGUGAAGUGGUCACUAAUCCAACUGAAUUUGGCAACAGCUGGAACACAGACCCAGACUGUAAUAAGAGUCCAGUUGACCCGACACCUGGCUGCACAGAAACAGAACAGGAUCUUUAUGAGAGUCCUGCUUACUGUGGUAUCAUAUUGGACAGCAAAGGCCCAUUCGCUGUGUGUCAUCCAAAAGUCAAUCCUAAUAGUUUCUUCAAAAACUGUGUAUUUGAUCUGUGUGCCCUGGGCGGCCCCAGCUCUGCCCUGUGUGAGGCAAUUGAAGCCUAUGUAAAUGAGUGUCAGGACCGUGGCGUUAACAUCGGACCCUGGAGAAACAACACUUUCUGCCCUCUCAAAUGCCCACCCAACAGCCACUAUGACUCCUGCGUUCCCCCUUGUCAGCCCUCCUGUACCCCUCUGCCACCCAACCAUUGCACUGGACCUUGUUCUGAGGGGUGCAAGUGUGAUCCUGGAUAUGUACUAAGUGGUGACAAGUGUGUGAAGCAAGACACAUGUGGAUGUUUGCAUAAUGGACAAUAUUACCAGCCUGGGGACAAGUUCUACACCAAGGACUGUGAGCUGCAGUGCACAUGUAAUCCUCCAUUUGUUACCUGCAGAGCUGCUGAAUGUCCCCCAAUGCAGCAGUGUGGUGUGCAGGGAGGAGUAAUAGGAUGUUACCCAGUUGGCCAUCAGGACUGUAUCAUCUCUGGUGACCCUCAUUACACCACAUUUGAUGGUAAUUACUACACCUUCAUGGGAACCUGCACCUACACACUGGCUCGCACUUGCAGAAACAACACUGAUCCCUGGUUCUCUGUGGAGGGAAAGAAUGAGGAGAGAGGAAUCGCUGGUGUCUCUUAUCUCAGGAAGUUGUAUGUGACCGUCAAUAGCAUCACUGUAACAUUGAUGAAGAGCAGAAAAACCUUGGUGAACGGACUCAAAGUGGCACUUCCUCAUUCCCCCUCUCCACUAAUCUCUCUAACCACGGCUGGACAGUAUGUCAUUCUCACCACACCAUUUGGUCUGGAGGUGCGCUGGGAUGGCAACCACUAUGCUAAGAUCACUGUGCCUAGUACCUACUAUGAGCAGAUGUGUGGUCUGUGUGGAGACUAUAACGGAAACCCAAAUAAUGACUACAUCAAGCCAGAUGGUUCUCUGGCCGGCAACUCAGAUCAAUUUGGCAACAGCUGGCAAACUGACAAAGAUGAAGAUGAAACGUGCAAGCCUGAUGACAAACCUGACCCACCAUGUGACCCAAUUCUAGAAGCUGAGGUGUCUAAACCAGAGAAAUGUGGUAAAAUAACUAACAUCAGUGGUCCCUUUAGGGAUUGUAUAAAGGUGGUGGACCCUCUGCCGUUCUUCCAAAGCUGUGUGUUUGAUAUGUGUCGCUAUGAGGGACUUCUGCAGACUCUGUGUGAUCAGCUCCAGGCUUAUACUGAUGCUUGCCUUAGUGCCGGAGCCCCAGUUCACCAGUGGAGGGAACCAGAUUUCUGCCCUCUGGUUUGUCCCCCCAACAGCCACUACUCCAUGUGUGUGAGUUCAUGUCCAGAAACAUGUGUAGGUGUGAAUGGACCACCUGGCUGUGGAGAGAAGUGUGUUGAGGGAUGUGAGUGUGACUCUGGCUUUGUUCUGAGCAAUGACAAGUGUGUACCUCUGAGAGACUGUGGUUGUGUGGACUCUGAAGGCUCCUACCAUCCAAUAAAUGAGUCCUGGUAUCUGGAAGGCUGUAAUCAUCAGUGUGUAUGUCUCAGUGGACACAUUUUCCAGUGCCACAGCACCAGCUGCCUGCCAACAGAGACCUGCCAACUGCAAGAUGGAGAGUACAUCUGUAAACCAAAUGAUGGACAUACCACAAAACCCCCAACACCCCAGCCAACAACCCCAAAACCAUCCACACCCAAACCCACAACUCCGAAGCCAACUUCUCCCACAACCCCACCAGUGAAAUGCCCUCCUGAUUCUGAGUACAUAGAGUGUGGACCAGCUUGCAUUCCCAGCUGUAAAGAACCCUCCACCAACUGCACUGGUCCAUGUAUCAGUGGCUGCUUCUGCAAACCAGGUUUCGUGUUCAAGGACAAACGCUGUAUUCCUAUUGAAAAGUGUGGCUGUCUGGAUGAUGACAACAACUAUUAUGAGCCUGGAGAGAUUGUGUUUGGAAAUGGCUGCUCUAAACUGUGUCGCUGUGCUGGAAAUUACACCUUAAAUUGUGUGGACAACACCUGUGACCCCACAGAAGAAUGCAGAGAAGUGGGAGGAAUCCAUGGCUGCUAUCCUAAAGACUCCUCAAACUGUAUUAUCUCGGGUGACCCCCACUACUCCACCUUUGACAAACGCUACUAUGACUUUAUGGGCAACUGCACAUACUUGGUUUCUGAGCCGUGCAACAGUACAGACGUUCCCUACUUUGCUGUCUAUACUGAAAAUGAGCAUCGCUAUAACAUUCCCACGGUCAGUUAUGUAGCUGCUGUCCACGUCCAUGUUCUAGGAGUAAAGGUGUCCAUCCUGAAAGGGGGAGUUGUGCAGCUGAAUGGAACCAAUGUGAAUCUUCCUCUGAGCCCUGUUGCUGGAGUGGACAUCUUCAAACAUGGGACACUCUACACUGUGGCCAUGAAGUUUGGUGUGACUGUACGAUAUGAUGGAAACCACUACAUGGAUAUCAAAGUCAUCAAAGACUAUCAGAACAAGCUUUGUGGUCUGUGUGGUGACUACAAUGGCAACAGUUUGGAUGAUUUCCGCACCCCCACUGGUGAAUUGGUCACUAAUCCAACUGAAUUUGGCAACAGCUGGAACACAGACCCAGACUGUAAUAAGAGUCCAGGUGACCCGACACCUGGCUGCACAGAAACAGAACAGGACCUUUAUGAGAGUCCUGCUUACUGUGGUAUCAUAUUGGACAGCAAAGGUCCAUUUGCUGUGUGUCACCCAAAAGUCAAUCCUAAUAGUUUCUUCAAAAACUGUGUAUUUGAUCUGUGUGCCCUGGGCGGCCCUAACUCUGCCCUGUGUGAGGCAAUCGAAGCCUAUGUAAAUGAGUGUCAGGACCGUGGCGUUAACAUCGGACCCUGGAGAAACAACACUUUCUGCCCUCUCAAAUGCCCACCCAACAGCCACUAUGACUCCUGCGUUCCCCCUUGUCAGCCCUCCUGUACCCCUCUGCCACCCAGCCAUUGCACUGGACCUUGUUCUGAGGGGUGCAAGUGUGAUCCUGGAUAUGUACUAAGUGGUGACAAGUGUGUGAAGCAAGACACAUGUGGAUGUUUGCAUAAUGGACAAUAUUACCAGCCUGGGGACAAGUUCUACACCAAGGACUGUGAGCUGCAGUGCACAUGUAAUCCUCCAUUUGUUACCUGCAGAGCUGCUAAAUGUCCCCCAAUGCAGCAGUGUGGUGUGCAGGGAGGAGUAAUAGGAUGUUACCCAGUUGGCCAUCAGGACUGUAUCAUCUCUGGUGACCCUCAUUACACCACAUUUGAUGGUAAUUACUACACCUUCAUGGGAACCUGCACCUACACACUGGCUCGCACUUGCAGAAACAACACUGGUCCCUGGUUCUCUGUGGAGGGAAAGAAUGAGGAGAGAGGAAUCGCUGGUGUCUCUUAUCUCAGGAAGUUGUAUGUGACCGUCAAUAGCAUCACUGUAACAUUGAUGAAGAGCAGAAAGACCUUGGUGAACGGACUCAAAGUGGCACUUCCUCAUUCCCCCUCUCCACUAAUCUCUCUAACCACGGCUGGACAGUAUGUCAUUCUCACCACACCAUUUGGUCUGGAGGUGCGCUGGGAUGGCAACCAUUAUGCUAAGAUCACUGUGCCUAGUACCUACUAUGAGCAGAUGUGUGGUCUGUGUGGAGACUAUAACGGAAACCCAAAUAAUGACUACAUCAAGCCAGAUGGUUCUCUGGCCGGCAACUCAGAUCAAUUUGGCAACAGCUGGCAAACUGAUGAAGAUGAAGAUGAAAAGUGCAAGCCUGAUGACAAACCUGACCCACCAUGUGACCCAAGUCUAGAAGCUGAAGUGUCUAAACCAGAGAAAUGUGGUAAAAUAACUAACAUCAGUGGGCCCUUCAGGGAUUGUAUAAAGGUGGUGGACCCUCUGCCAUUCUUCCAAAGCUGUGUGUUUGAUAUGUGUCGCUAUGAGGGACUUCUGCAGACUCUGUGUGAUCAGCUCCAGGCUUAUACUGAUGCUUGCCUUAGUGCCGGAGCCCCAGUUCACCAGUGGAGGGAACCAGACUUCUGCCCUCUGGUUUGUCCCCCGAACAGCCACUACUCCAUGUGUGUGAGUUCAUGUCCAGAAACAUGUGUAGGUGUGAAUGGACCACCUGGCUGUGGAGAGAAGUGUGUUGAGGGAUGUGAGUGUGACUCGGGCUUUGUUCUGAGCAAUGACAAAUGUGUACCUCUGAGAGACUGUGGCUGUGUGGACCCUGAAGGCUCCUACCAUCCAAUAAAUGAGUCCUGGUAUAUGGAAGGCUGUAAGCAUCAGUGUGUAUGUCUCAGUGGAAAAAUUCUCCAGUGCUACAACACCAGCUGCCUGCCGACAGAGACCUGCCAACUGCAGGAUGGAGAGUACAUCUGUAAACCAAAUGUGAAAUGCCCUCCUGAUUCUGAGUACAUAGAGUGUGGACCAGCUUGCAUUCCCAGCUGUAAAGAACCCUCCACCAACUGCACUGGCUCCUGUAUCAGUGGCUGCUUCUGCAAACCAGGUUUUGUGUUCAAAGGCAAACGUUGUAUACCCAUUGAAAAGUGUGGCUGUCUGGAUGAUAGCAAUAACUACUAUGAGCCUGGAGAGAUUGUGUUUGGAAAUGGCUGCUCCAAACUGUGUCGCUGUGCUGGAAAUUACACCUUAAAUUGUGUGGACAACACCUGUGACCCCACAGAAGAAUGCAGAGAAGUGGGAGGAAUCCAUGGCUGCUAUCCUAAAGGCUCCUCCAACUGUAUUAUCUCAGGUGACCCUCACUACUCCACCUUUGACAAGCGCUACUAUGACUUUAUGGGCAACUGCACAUACUUGGUUUCUGAGCCGUGCAACAGUACAGACGUUCCCUACUUUGCUGUCUAUACUGAAAACGAGCAUCGCUAUAACAUUCCCACGGUCAGUUAUGUAGCUGCUGUCCACGUCCAUGUUCUAGGAGUAAAGGUGUCCAUCCUGAAAGGGGGAGUUGUUCAGCUGAAUGGAACCAAUGUGAAUCUUCCUCUGAGCCCUGUUGCUGGAGUGGACGUCUUCAAACAUGGGACACUCUACACUGUGGCAAUGCAGUUUGGUGUGACAGUACAAUAUGAUGGAAACCACUACAUGGAUAUCAAAGUCAUCAAAGACUAUCAGAACAAGCUUUGUGGUCUGUGUGGUGACUACAAUGGCAACAGUUUGGAUGAUUUCCGCACCCCCACUGGUGAAUUGGUCACUAAUCCAACUGAAUUUGGCAACAGCUGGAACACAGACCCAGACUGUAAUAAGAGUCCAGGUGACCCGACACCUGGCUGCACAGAAACAGAACAGGACCUUUAUGAGAGUCCUGCUUACUGUGGUAUCAUAUUGGACAGCAAAGGUCCAUUUGCUGUGUGUCAUCCAAAAGUCAAUCCUAAUAGUUUCUUCAAAAACUGUGUAUUUGAUCUGUGUGCCCUGGGCGGCCCUAACUCUGCCCUGUGUGAGGCAAUCGAAGCCUAUGUAAAUGAGUGUCAGGACCGUGGCGUUAACAUCGGACCCUGGAGAAACAACACUUUCUGCCCUCUUAAAUGCCCACCCAACAGCCACUAUGACUCCUGCGUUCCCCCUUGUCAGCCCUCCUGUACCCCUCUGCCACCCAGCCAUUGCACUGGACCUUGUUCUGAGGGGUGCAAGUGUGAUCCUGGAUAUGUACUAAGUGGUGACAAGUGUGUGAAGCAAGACACAUGUGGAUGUUUGCAUAAUGGACAGUAUUACCAGCCUGGGGACAAGUUCUACACCAAGGACUGUGAGCUGCAGUGCACAUGUAAUCCUCCAUUUGUUACCUGCAGAGCUGCUGAAUGUCCCCCAAUGCAGCAGUGUGGUGUGCAGGGAGGAGUAAUAGGAUGUUACCCAGUUGGCCAUCAGGACUGUAUCAUCUCUGGUGACCCUCAUUACACCACAUUUGAUGGUAAUUACUACACCUUCAUGGGAACCUGCACCUACACACUGGCUCGCACUUGCAGAAACAACACUGGUCCCUGGUUCUCUGUGGAGGGAAAGAAUGAGGAGAGAGGAAUCGCUGGUGUCUCUUAUCUCAGGAAGUUGUAUGUGACCGUCAAUAGCAUCACUGUAACAUUGAUGAAGAGCAGAAAGACCUUGGUGAACGGACUCAAAGUGGCACUUCCUCAUUCCCCCUCUCCACUAAUCUCUCUAACCACGGCUGGACAGUAUGUCAUUCUCACCACACCAUUUGGUCUGGAGGUGCGCUGGGAUGGCAACCAUUAUGCUAAGAUCACUGUGCCUAGUACCUACUAUGAGCAGAUGUGUGGUCUGUGUGGAGACUAUAACGGAAACCCAAAUAAUGACUACAUCAAGCCAGAUGGUUCUCUGGCCGGCAACUCAGAUCAAUUUGGCAACAGCUGGCAAACUGAUGAAGAUGAAGAUGAAACGUGCAAGCCUGAUGACAAACCUGACCCACCAUGUGACCCAAGUCUAGAAGCUGAGGUGUCUAAACCAGAGAAAUGUGGUAAAAUAACUAACAUCAGUGGGCCCUUCAGGGAUUGUAUAAAGGUGGUGGACCCUCUGCCGUUCUUCCAAAGCUGUGUGUUUGAUAUGUGUCGCUAUGAGGGACUUCUGCAGACUCUGUGUGAUCAGCUCCAGGCUUAUACUGAUGCUUGCCUUAGUGCCGGAGCCCCAGUUCACCAGUGGAGGGAACCAGACUUCUGCCCUCUGGUUUGUCCCCCCAACAGCCACUACUCCAUGUGUGUGAGUUCAUGUCCAGAAACAUGUGUAGGUGUUAAUGGACCACCUGGCUGUGGAGAGAAGUGUGUUGAGGGAUGUGAGUGUGACUCUGGCUUUGUUCUGAGCAAUGACAAGUGUGUACCUCUGAGAGACUGUGGUUGUGUGGACCCUGAAGGCUCCUACCAUCCAAUAAAUGAGACCUGGUAUAUGGAAGGCUGUAAGCAUCAGUGUGUAUGUCUCAGUGGAAAAAUUCUCCAGUGCUACAACACCAGCUGCCUGCCGACAGAGACCUGCCAACUGCAGGAUGGAGAGUACAUCUGUAAACCAAAUGUGAAAUGCCCUCCUGAUUCUGAGUACAUAGAGUGUGGACCAGCUUGCAUUCCCAGCUGUAAAGAACCCUCCACCAACUGCACUGGCUCCUGUAUCAGUGGCUGCUUCUGCAAACCAGGUUUUGUGUUCAAAGGCAAACGUUGUAUACCCAUUGAAAAGUGUGGCUGUCUGGAUGAUAGCAAUAACUACUAUGAGCCUGGAGAGAUUGUGUUUGGAAAUGGCUGCUCCAAACUGUGUCGCUGUGCUGGAAAUUACACCUUAAAUUGUGUGGACAACACCUGUGACCCCACAGAAGAAUGCAGAGAAGUGGGAGGAAUCCAUGGCUGCUAUCCUAAAGACUCCUCAAACUGUAUUAUCUCAGGUGACCCUCACUACUCCACUUUUGACAAGCGCUACUAUGACUUUAUGGGCAACUGCACAUACUUGGUUUCUGAGCCGUGCAACAGUACAGACAUUCCCUACUUUGCUGUCUAUACUGAAAACGAGAAUCGUUAUAACAUUCCCACGGUCAGUUAUGUAGCUGCUGUCCACGUCCAUGUUCUAGGAGUAAAGGUGUCCAUCCUGAAAGGGGGAGUUGUGCAGCUGAAUGGAACCAAUGUGAAUCUUCCUCUGAGCCCUGUUGCUGGAGUGGACGUCUUCAAACAUGGGACACUCUACACUGUGGCAAUGCAGUUUGGUGUGACAGUACAAUAUGAUGGAAACCAUUACAUGGAUAUCAAAGUCAUCAAAGACUAUCAGAACAAGCUUUGUGGUCUGUGUGGUGACUACAAUGGCAACAGUUUGGAUGAUUUCCGCACCCCCACUGGUGAAUUGGUCACUAAUCCAACUGAAUUUGGCAACAGCUGGAACACAGACCCAGACUGUAAUAAGAGUCCAGGUGACCCGACACCUGGCUGCACAGAAACAGAACAGGACCUUUAUGAGAGUCCUGCUUACUGUGGUAUCAUAUUGGACAGCAAAGGUCCAUUUGCUGUGUGUCACCCAAAAGUCAAUCCUAAUAGUUUCUUCAAAAACUGUGUAUUUGAUCUGUGUGCCCUGGGCGGCCCUAACUCUGCCCUGUGUGAGGCAAUCGAAGCCUAUGUAAAUGAGUGUCAGGACCGUGGCGUUAACAUCGGACCCUGGAGAAACAACACUUUCUGCCCUCUUAAAUGCCCACCCAACAGCCACUAUGAUUCCUGCAUUCCCCCUUGUCAGCCCUCCUGUACCCCUCUGCCACCCAGCCAUUGCACUGGACCUUGUUCUGAGGGGUGCAAGUGUGAUCCUGGAUAUGUACUAAGUGGUGACAAGUGUGUGAAGCAAGACACAUGUGGAUGUUUGCAUAAUGGACAAUAUUACCAGCCUGGGGACAAGUUCUACACCAAGGAUUGUGAGCUGCAGUGCACAUGUAAUCCUCCAUUUGUUACCUGCAGAGCUGCUGAAUGUCCCCCAAUGCAGCAGUGUGGUGUGCAGGGAGGAGUAAUAGGAUGUUACCCAGUUGGCCAUCAGGACUGUAUCAUCUCUGGUGACCCUCAUUACACCACAUUUGAUGGUAAUUACUACACCUUCAUGGGAACCUGCACCUACACACUGGCUCGCACUUGCAGAAACAACACUGGUCCCUGGUUCUCUGUGGAGGGAAAGAACGAGGAGAGAGGAAUCGCUGGUGUGUCUUAUCUCAGGAAGAUAUAUGUGACUAUAAACGACAUUACUGUGACCAUGAUGAAGAGCAGAAGAACUCUGGUAAACGGGCGUAAAGUAGCCCUCCCACACUCACCCUCUCCACUCAUCUCUCUCACCUCAGCUGGCCAGUAUGUCAUUCUUACCACUCCAUUUGGCCUUGAGGUGCGCUGGGACGGCAACCACUAUGCUAAGGUCACUGUGCCCAGUACCUACUAUGAGCAGAUGUGUGGUCUGUGUGGAGACUAUAACGGAAACCCUAACAAUGACUACAUCAAGCCAGAUGGAUCACAGGCUGGCAGCUCAGAUCAGUUUGGAAACAGCUGGCAAACUGACAAAGAUGAGGAUGAAAAGUGCAAUCCAGAUGAAACACCUGACCCACCGUGUAACCCAAGUCUUGAGGCUGAGGUGUCUAAACCAGAAAAAUGUGGCAAAAUCACUGACACUAAAGGACCAUUUAGGGAUUGUAUAAAGGUGGUGGACCCUCUGCCGUUCUUCCAAAGCUGUGUGUUUGAUAUGUGUCGCUAUGAGGGACUGCUGCAGACUCUGUGUGAUCAGCUCCAGGCUUAUACUGAUGCUUGCCUUAGUGCAGGAGCCCCAGUGCACCAGUGGAGGGAACCAGACUUUUGCCCACUGGUUUGCCCCCCUAACAGCCACUACACCAUGUGUGUAAGUUCAUGUCCAGAAACAUGUGUAGGUGUUAAUGGACCACCUGGCUGUGGAGAGAAGUGUGUUGAGGGAUGUGAGUGUGACCCGGGCUUUGUCCUGAGCAAUGACAAGUGUGUACCUCUGAAAGACUGUGGAUGUGUGGAUCCUGAAGGUUCUUACCACCCCGUAAAUGAGAUCUGGUAUCUUGAGGGCUGCAAGCAGCAGUGUAUGUGUCUAGGUGGAAAAAUUAUUCAGUGCUACAACACCAGCUGCCUGCCGACAGAGACCUGCCAACUGCAGGAUGGAGAGUACAUCUGUAAACCAAAUGGUAGUGGAAUCUGCUCUGUGAAUGGUGACCCCCACUACACCUCUUUUGACAACAAGGUUCAUCACUUCAUGGGUGCUUGCUCGUACACCCUCACCAGGCCUUGCAAUGAGACCUCUGGCAUGCCAUACUUUACUGUUGACACUCAGAAUGAACACAGAGGAAGUAACAAGAAAGUGUCUUAUGUGAAAUCAGUUAUCGUCAAUGUUUACGGCAUUAAGAUUAUCCUAGAUAAAGGCCGAAAAGUCCAGGUAAAUGGUGUUCAGUUGACUGUGCCCAUCACUCUAAUGAAUGGUGUUAAGCUCUUCCUCAGUGGCAAGUUUGUUGUGCUGGAGACAAACUUUGGCUUACGUGUCCGCUUUGAUGGCAAUCACCAUGUUGAUGUCAGCCUUCCUGCCUCCUACAAAAACUUGUUGUGUGGAAUGUGUGGAAAUUUCAACAACAACCCAAGUGAUGACAACAUCAUGUCAAACGGCAAGCCUACAGGCAGCACCAGCGAGCUCGGAGAAAGUUGGCAGGUGCCUGAUGACAGACCAGAUUGUACUCAUGGAGGUGGAGAUAUUGAAUGCAAGAAAGAUAUUGAGACUGAGGCUGUGAAACCCACCAGUUGUGGAAUGAUCAGUGAUCCUAAUGGAAUCUUCAAAGAAUGCCAUAAGGUUGUACCACCUAACCCAUACUUUGAGAACUGUGUGUUUGACCAGUGUGGCACAGAUGGGUCUGCAGUGGCACUCUGUCAGGCAAUUGAGAGCUAUGCUGACCUGUGUGCCCUAUCUGGAGUACCAAUCAACUGGAGAAACAACACAUUUUGUCCCCUGAAGUGUCCUAUUAACAGCCACUAUGAACACUGUAGCUCUGCAUGUCCAGCUAGCUGUCAGGACCCAGGUGCAGCUGGUACAUGCACAGAGCCAUGUGUAGAAGGAUGUGUGUGUGAUGAAGGACUGAUACUCAGCGGUGACAAAUGUGUGCCUUUCAGUCAGUGUGGAUGUACUGAUAAGAACAGCAACUAUAGGCCGGUAGGAGAAAGCUGGUUUACUAAAGAUGACUGCUCUGAACGCUGUGUGUGCAAUCCUUUCAACAACGUAACAUGUGAGGCAUGGAGGUGUAGCCCUGCACAAGAGUGUAAGGUCCACGAAGGCCAGCUAGGUUGUGUGGAUACAGGAUUUGGAGUUUGCCACAUAGCUGGUGAUCCUCAUUACUACACCUUUGAUGGAAUCAUGCACACUUACAUGGGCACGUGUACCUACACAUUGGUAGAUGUAUGCAACAGCUCUAUGGUGACCCCCUUUACCAUUGUGGCCAAGAACGAAGAGCGUGGUCAGCCUGAGGCCUCCUAUGUUCGCUCUGUCACUGUCUACCUGCCUGGAGGUGUCAUCACACUUGGCAAGAGCAAGAGAAUAAUGCUGGAUGGGCUGAGGAUCCGUACCCCCCUAGACAUUUCUCCAGCCAAGGCCAGAGUGUUCACCAGUGGAGUCAACAUGGUGGUGUCCACUGACUUUGGCCUAAUCGUCCAGUUUGAUGGUGUUCAUCAUGUGGUGAUCACUGUACCUGGAGAUUACUUUGACAAGGUGUGUGGUAUGUGUGGUAACUACAAUGGGGACUCCAGUGAUGACAAUUUGAUGCCAAACGGCAAACCAGCCAAAGAUGUAAUUGAGUUGGGCAACAGCUGGAAGGCAGAAGGUGACAGUGACCCAGGAUGCCAGCCAGACACACGUCCAGACAUCCACCCCAACUGCACAGUAGAGGAAGAGGAGGCCAUCAAGGCCCAGUGUGCUAGCAUCAUUCUGUCUGACCGCUUCAAGCCCUGCCAUUCGCUCAUCCCUCCUGAGGCUUUCUUGGGGAACUGUAUCUAUGACAUGUGCGAGUAUGAUGGCAUGCAGUCUACGCUGUGUAACAAUGUGGAGGCCUAUGCUCAGGCCUGUCAGAGUGCCGGCAUCACCAUUAGCUGGAGGAACACUACCUUCUGUCCUCUCCCAUGCCCACCAAACAGCCACUUCUCUGAAUGCACACCCCCAUGCCCACCCACCUGUGCCGAUCUGUUCCCAAUCUUCUGCCCCCUUCCGCCAAAUAGUUGUGUUGAAGGCUGCCAGUGCAAUGCAGGCUUUGUGCUAAGCGAUGACAAGUGUGUACCCUUUUCCAGCUGUGGAUGUUUAGACAACAAGAAAGAAUACCAUGAAGUUGGAGACUCCUGGGUGACAGAACACUGUGAGCAGAAGUGCACAUGCAGUUUAGGAGGAGCGUUGUCCUGCAAGAACUUCCAGUGCGGCUCCAACUCGGUCUGUGCAGUGGACAAAGACGGCGAACGUUACUGCAAACCUGAACGUUUUGACAAGUGCACAAUUUCUGGAGAUCCACAUUACCGUACUUUUGACAAAUUCAACCACCACUACCAGGGCCCAUACACAUACAUACUAACCAAGGACCAUGAUCUACCAAGCUACCUGACACCUCUUACUGUAAGGGGUAAGAAUGCCCGCAGAGGUGGCAACAACCGCAUCUCCUUCCUGCAUGAGAUGUAUGUGGAUGUGUAUGGUGUCAGUGUUCACAUGCUACAAAAGAAAGGUUUACUGGUUAAUGGUGAACGAGUGUCCCCUCCUCUGAGUCCUAAAGAGGGUAUUAAAAUUACCUUCAGCUCCCGCUACCUUCAGCUCUCAACUGACUUCGGGCUCACUGUGCGCUUUGACGGCAACAUGGCAGGGGAGGUGAUUCUGCCGAGCACCUACAAGGCACACGUGCGUGGCCUGUGUGGAAACUAUGAUGAUAAAUCCAAUAACGACUAUGUUAAGCCAGAUGGCACUAUCACCCGCAACCUCAACGAGUUUGGAGACAGCUGGAGAGUGACUGACAGACAGGGGGAGGAGUUCCAAACCUCAGACUUGCCCCGACUCAACCGCCUGCACAGGAGGGAUGUGAGAGAGGACCUAGAUUCAGGCUUCGAGACUGACGGCUGCUCAGAGGAACAGCUGGUUGAGCUCAAUGGGAAGAAUCAGUGUGGAGCUUUGAGUGACCCUACAGGACCUUUUGCUGCCUGCCAUGCCACUAUUCCUACUGAUGUGUUCCAGGAGGACUGUGUAUUCGACCUGUGUGCAGAGCAGAGCAAUCCCACGCUGCGCUGUCAGAGUUAUGCUGUUUACGCCAUGGCCUGUCAGGAACAGGGUGUUACGUUAGGCCCUUGGAGAACACAACUGGAGUGUUCAUUGCCAUGUGGUGCCAACAGUAGCUACACUUCCUGUAUGACUGCAUGCCCGGCGUCAUGUGCAGACUUAGCAGCGCCUUCAGAAUGUGAGCAGACAACAUGUUUAGAGGGUUGUCAGUGCAAUCCUGGAUUUACUCUGAGUGAAGACGCAUGUGUUCCUUUCAGCAAGUGUGGAUGCACAUAUUUGGGGCGCUACUACACCUUAAAGGAGACGUUUGUGACAGAGGACUGUGCUCAGACUUGUGAAUGUACCGCCACUGGUGCUGUUUGUCAACCUAAAGGCUGCACAGAUAAACAAGUCUGUACCAUCUAUUCCACCAAACGAGACUGCUAUGACUUUGGCCCAUGCUCAAGUUCACCAUGCCAGAAUGGUGGUACCUGUGUUGAAUCAGCAAAUGUCAGUUACACCUGCAUAUGUCCAGAUGGCUUUAAAGGAAUUCAUUGUGAGAAGAAAGGUCUAGAUCAGUCAACAAUUAUUUUGAUUGGAGUGUUAGUACCACUGGCCAUCAUCAUCAUCAUCACUACAAUUGUGUGUGCCUGCAAGAAAUCAAGGCAAAGGAAAGAUAGUUAUGACACUUCUAGCACUCACAGCUUACCAAUGAAAUCAAAAGAUCACCCAUAUGAAAAUCUGGAUGGCCGUAAGAAGAGUGCAGACAGCUCUGUGAUAACAUCAUCGAAGUUCUGAAGUGCAGACAUUACUUAAUUUUUGUAUUUAUUAAAUAUUGACCGCAAUGCUCAACAAUUAGCACAAUUUAAUUGUGAAUAUUUCUGUUUAGUAACAUUUAGUUUGUAACUUAGUUUAGUAACUUAUUUGUAAACUUUACUGUGAUUGUUGGUGAAACAUGCAAUAAUGUAACAUCUGUAUAGCCUGCAAUAAUAAAAUAACUGAAUAUA
Molecule: messenger RNA, 15893 nt
Organism: Trichomycterus rosablanca
Lineage: Eukaryota; Metazoa; Chordata; Actinopteri; Siluriformes; Trichomycteridae
Gene: zanl
Product: zonadhesin, like
Exons: 103
Coding region: 1-15684 (5227 amino acids)
Cellular component (GO): extracellular matrix; membrane
Molecular function (GO): calcium ion binding; protein binding
Source: RefSeq, a predicted model, not a curated record